AUGGUGUGGUCAGUGAACGUCUGCUGUCCCUACCAGGGUGAGCUGCUCCCCAGAGUGCUGCCUCCCCUGAUCAUCACUGAGUUCCUACUGGGCAUCCUGGGCAACGGCCUGGCCCUCUGGGUCUUCUGCUGGCACAUGAGGCCCUGGAAGAGCAGCACCGUCCUCCUCUUCAACCUGGCCCUGGCCGACUUCCUCCUCAUCGCCGUGCUGCCGUUUCGUGCCAGCUACUACCUCUACGGACUGGACUGGAGGUUCAGUGAUGCCUUCUGUCGCGUCUUCCUCUUCCUGGUGUCCCUGAACCGUAACGGGAGCAUCGCCUUCCUGACGCUCAUUGCCCUGGACAGGUAUAUGCGCGUGCUGCAUCCCCAUCACUCCCUCAACUCCGCCAGUGUCCUAAAGGCUGUGGCCGUCGCCAUGGCAGUGUGGGUGCUCACCGUCGCCCUGAACGCCCACCUCCUGACAGCGCCACAGCACCUGGCGGUGGGACAGGCAACGCAAUGCGAGAGCUUCGUGGUGUGUCUGGCUGCGGACCCCGCGUCCAUGUGGUACAAGUCUGUGUUCAUGGCCUCCUUCUUCAUCCCCUUGGGUCUCAUCCUCAUCUGCUCGCUCUGUGUCAUUUCCGAGCUGAGGCGCAGACAUCUGGAUCGCCACGGCAACAUGAAGCAGACCCUUUACUCCCUGGCCAUGGUGGUGGUGGUGUUCGUCGUUUGCUUCCUGCCCAGCAACGUUGCGCAAAUUCUGAUCUGGGUUAGGGUGUGGUCAAAGAGGACAUGCGACGCCGUGGAGGUGGUGAACGUGGUCUUCUACAGCACGCUGACCCUCACCUACCUCAACAGCAUGCUGGACCCUGUGGUCUACUACUUCUCCAGCCCCACCUUCCAGCAGGUGUGUAGACGGCUGGUGAGACUCAGGAGCAUGGAGGGGAUGGUGGACACAGGGGAGGACGGGACUAAAGACAGCUCCCAGGGUGCCAGACAGGAGUGAGGGGUCUGUGUCUCCUGCUGUCCCCAGGGUGCCAGACAGGAGUGAGGGGUCUGUGUCUCCUGCUGCUCUGGGUGGAGAUUUCACUCAUGUGCUGUGCAUUAGUGCAUAUUGUUUUUGAUGGUCCUUUAUUAAGAGUAUUCAGCAUCUACUGUGAGGAUGUGAGUAUGUCAUUUGCAUAAUGUACAUUUAAACUGGAGACAUAUUUUACCGUAAUUAACCAAGAUUUUUACAUUGAUUAAGCAAA
This is a messenger RNA of Alosa alosa (allis shad), 1228 nucleotides long. RefSeq names its product hydroxycarboxylic acid receptor 2-like. Gene Ontology annotation, biological process: G protein-coupled receptor signaling pathway. The coding region runs from base 1 to 984 and encodes 327 amino acids. The transcript has a single exon. NCBI's taxonomy places the organism in Eukaryota, Metazoa, Chordata, Actinopteri, Clupeiformes, Clupeidae. Gene Ontology annotation, cellular component: membrane. Gene Ontology annotation, molecular function: G protein-coupled receptor activity. The record is from RefSeq and is a predicted model, not a curated record.